This is a messenger RNA of Mesitornis unicolor (brown roatelo), 1436 nucleotides long. It is a transcript of the gene SMPDL3A, whose product is annotated as sphingomyelin phosphodiesterase, acid-like 3A. The annotation marks the transcript as partial. Lineage: Eukaryota; Metazoa; Chordata; Aves; Mesitornithiformes; Mesitornithidae. The record is from RefSeq and is a predicted model, not a curated record. Gene Ontology annotation, molecular function: sphingomyelin phosphodiesterase activity. The transcript has 7 exons. Gene Ontology annotation, biological process: sphingomyelin catabolic process.
GGCAGUUCUGGCAUGUAUCUGACCUACAUUUAGAUCCGACUUACCACAUUACCCCUGAUCGCACCAAAGUUUGUUCUUCUUCCAAAGGAGCCAAUGCCUCCAACCCAGGCCCUUUUGGAGACUUUCUGUGUGAUUCUCCAUAUCAACUUAUUUUGUCAGCAUUUGCAUUCAUGAAGGAUUCAAACCAGCAGGUUUCAUUCAUGAUUUGGACAGGAGAUAGUCCUCCUCAUGUUCCAGUAAAAGCACUGUCCACAAAGUUGGUCAUUAGCAUAAUUGGCAAUAUGAGUUCUACAAUUCGUCAUUUCUUUCCAGAUCUUCAGGUUUUUCCAGCUCUGGGCAAUCAUGACUACUGGCCACAGGAUCAGCUUCCUGUAACUACCAGUGAAGUUUAUGAUGCUGUAGCAGAUUUCUGGAAGCCUUGGCUAACUGAUGAAGCAAUCAACACCUUCAGAAAAGGUGGCUUCUACACACAGCUGUUUGAAUCCAGUGGUAGCUCUCAACCACUCAGGAUUAUCAGUUUGAACACAAAUUUGUAUUACAGCCCCAACAGUGUAACUGUGAAUGUCACUGACCCAGCCAACCAGUUUACUUGGCUGGAGGGAAUACUAGAAACCUCUUCACAAAAGAAGGAAAAGGUAUACAUAAUAGGACACGUACCAAUAGGAUACCUGCCAUAUGCAAAGAAUACUACAGCUAUCCGGGAGUAUUACAAUGAGCGACUGGUAAUGAUUUUUCGCAAAUACAGUAGCGUUAUUGCAGGGCAGUUUUUUGGACAUACGCAUAGAGAUAGUAUCAUGGUCCUCCUGGAUGAAGAAGAAAAGCCAGUGAAUUCCUUGUUUGUGGCACCUGCUGUAACCCCAGUGAAGAACGUAUGGCAAAUGGAGUCCAAUAACCCUGGUGUCAGAUUGUAUCAAUAUGAUCUUCUUGAUUAUAGAUUGCUGGAUCUUUGGCAGUUUUACUUGGAUCUCAGAGACGCCAACAAGAAAAAUGAAUCGAACUGGAAAUUAGAAUACAUCCUGACUAAAACUUACGGCAUUGAAGACUUGACGCCAGAAAGCCUAUAUGAAAUGGCCAAGCAGUUGUCUGUCCCACACAGUACACUGUUUCAGCAGUAUUACAGUAACUUCAUUGUGAGUUAUGACAAAACCAUUGUCUGUGAAGAGGGGUGUAAGACUUGCCAAAUAUGUGCAAUCCAAUAUUUGGAUUACUCCUCGUACACAGAUUGUAUCAAUCGGGAAGCAACGUGGAGAUGAAGUCUCUGGGCAAAUUUAUGCUGAUACUGCCGUUAGCCUGUGAUUUAAAGAACUUGCUCAUCCUUUUGCUCAAGCACUGACAUGCUGACAGGGAGCCUGUGGGACUUCUCUGAAUUUCAGGAGAGCAAUAAAUCUCCCUAGAUCUUUCUUCUUGUAAAUGUGUUUACUUCCACAUCUGAAUAA